This is a messenger RNA of Aplysia californica (California sea hare), 8052 nucleotides long. RefSeq lists its product as uncharacterized. Gene Ontology annotation, molecular function: calcium ion binding. Gene Ontology annotation, cellular component: extracellular matrix. The record is from RefSeq and is a predicted model, not a curated record. Lineage: Eukaryota; Metazoa; Mollusca; Gastropoda; Aplysiida; Aplysiidae.
GGAAAGAAGGCCUGGGUGAAGAACAACUGCUUUGCAGUAUUCAAAGUUUGCUACAAGCCAAAAGAAAAAGGUUUGUUUUCACUAAAUUUCUUUUUAAAAACAAAAAUGUCAGAGACAGUUUUUAUAGAUUGAUUAUGAUCCCUACCCUGUCGAGAAUUUUACGCCAAAUAUUCAGUGGCUGUUUAUUCCGCAUUAUGGUGAAUGCAAUCCAGAUCUAAACCAUUUGAGCUUAUAUCCAAAGUUUAAAAUAACCCUCUAAAUCCCAAAACCUGUUAUCUGUUAAGGACACCCUUUAUCUGUUCGUUUGAAAUGUCAUUCCGUUGGAUCUGCCAAUAAAGGGGUAAAUCUAAAAACACCGAGACGAAAAAACAAUUGGACUAAUUUUUUUUUCUUUUAAUUCUUUCAAUGGUAACUCUUCCUUCCGAUCUAAAAAAAAUUUUCUGUGCCAACUCUUUUACUGUAUUAGGUUGAGUAAAAUACGAAUGAUGAUAACUGCUUUCUUUUCUUCAGUUUCUGUUAAGCGCUGGAAAUUAAUGCAGUUUACUGAAAAACCGCUUUGGUAUGUGUUGAAGCGUUUGUAACACGUAUUAAAACUAAUGGUCUGGUUUUUAUAGGUAUGGGUGCUCUUAUGUCUCCAGAAUAGUUGUGCUUCUCUGCAGGAUGAAACUAACCAAAAAAGAAAAAAAACCGUUAGAAAUUAGAAAUAAACCAACAUCCUGCAAUGCAUUUGGUUUCAAACGACUCCAUGCUACCAAUAAUUUUUGGCCGUGAAGAUCAAUAUGCAUUUUGGUGGUAAAGUUAUAAAUCUUAACCUCCAAACCUAAAUAUUAUUAUAAUGUAAACUACAUCAAAAUGCAAAAAUAAAGCAAAUGCCUGGCCAAAGAAUUGGUGGCUGCAAAAUGCAACCCUGACAAAAAUCGCCCAAGGUUGGUUACGUUUCCUUUAUAGUCUGAAUGCAAAACAAUGGCAAUACAUGGCGUGCCCACCAAUAUCUCUCUCGCUACCCAUUUCCACAAUAAUUUGGUACUCAUGUUCUGUUUUAAAAACGCCAUCCCCACGCCCAUGCCCCACCCCCUCACGACUAAUUGUUAAGCAAACCAAUUGAUCUACUGCAAUACAGCUGAAAUUGUCCACCGUGUACAAAUCAGCCCGGUAUAUUUGUCAUACUAUGAGUGAGCAUCUCGGCUCUCUCACCACCUGUGUCAGUUUUGAACAAGUGUCUUUUCUUGAGCGCAUCUGUUGCUGUUGCUCGCACGCGUUUCCAGCCCGUUACUUCCGUGCGUGCGGGUCACCAUCUGCUGACAGUAUCUUCCCGACACUGUUCCUUCACUGACAUUGAACAAGUGAGCGAUUUUAUCGCGAGGAGAGCUGUUUGACAUGGUUUAUUGUUUCACAUGUUACGUCUCCAUUUUUCUCAUUUUUAUUUCUUCAGAGACUGAUAAUGUGUGUAAGAAAAAGAAACUGAAAAGCAAAGGUUCCAAGUUCAACUCAAGAAUCAUCGAUAGAGCUAUCCGUGUCACCAAGAUGGAACUCGUGGAGAGUAAGAAACCCAAGGACCGUGCUGCAAGACGUCGCUGCCAGUUUGAUGCCACGUACGGUUUUGAUGGGCCGAUGGUCUGGGUAUCUGGUGGUUGCAAAGGAGAAUUCGAAGUCUGCUAUGACAAAGGAAAACCCGGUUCUUCUCCCAAUGAGCCAGAUGACUCUGCCAAGUGCAGCAAACCCUUCAAAGCCCACGGUGGUCGCUGUCUCUUCAUCGAGAGAGGAGGAAAAGAGAACUUUAUUGGUGCUUCAAAGAAAUGUGCAAAGAUUGGAGGAAAACUUCUGACAUUGAAUAAACCAUUCAAACUGUCCAAAAAAUACAAGAACAAAAGGAUCUUCAAGGUUGAAGAAGACGACCGCAACGUCAGGUGGUCCAAAUGGAUUAACUUGGACAAGGGAAAGAAGAACAACGAGGAAUCUCUCAAAAAGAUCACACGUCAGAUCAACAACGGCAAACUGGAAACCGAUGGCCUUCGCCUCUGCUCUCACCCCAUUGCUAUGCAAUGCAGAGAUGCUGACUCCAAGAAGAUGUUCUCCAAGAAGAAGAAGAAUGGCUUUAAACUGGACUACGCAUGUGAGAAAAACAGAAUCAAGUGCAGAAAGAACAAACAGAAAGGCAAAAAGAGAUGCCCAGACUUUGAAGUUCGUUUCAAGUGCGCCGACUCAUUUGACCUUGACUGUUCCAACGACAUGGUGAGGACUGAAUGUGAGAAGAAAAACAAAAAGUGUAAGGACACUCCAUUCGGCGCUCAGUGUAUGGACAAACGCAAAGAACCUACUGGAGACGAGGAGAUUGGCUCAGGAAAGUGCACAACGAACAACAUUGAAUACAGCUUGCAUGAUUGUUACGCCCGUGGUGAUCCUCAUUUCCUGACAUUUGAUGGCAAGAAGUUUAACUUCCAGGGCCGCUGUAGCUACAACCUGGCCGAGACAUGCAAUGGAUUCAGGGAAGACGAAACCUUCCCACAUUUCAGUAUCGUGACGACAAACAGUAAACCAAGACGCAACAAGAAAAACAAGAUAGUGACCACCACUGUUGGCUUUGACUUCACUCUUAACGGCGUCGUUUACAGCUUCCACAAAGGCGGCAAGUUUGAAGUUCAAGGCAUGACAAGACGUGCUAUGAACUACAAGGAUAACAACAUCAAGAUCUCAGUUCAAAUGAAGGGCAAAAAGGCUCCCAAAUAUAUCAUUGAAACAGAAUUUUGCCUUAAGAUCGUGUGGGACAACAAUGUGAAUAUCAUCGUUAGUGCACCAGAUCGCUACAAGAACCGCAUAUGCGGUUUGUGCGGUAACUAUGAUGGAAAUCCCAACAACGAUAUUGUCGAUGACAACGGCGACAAAAUUUCUGCAACAGAAUUUGGCGAUGACAAGAUAGUACCAGGCAGCUCAGAAACGGAAGGAUGCAUUCCUAAGACAGAAGAACCGCCAGCAUGCUCAAAGAAGGACCUGAAAAAAUACAAGAAGCCAAAAUACUGCGGAGUCUAUGAUGCCAAAUCAGGUUCACCAUUUGCAGCCGUUGUGUUGGGAGGCGCAAAGGGUAAAGCCAAGAAACAGAGGAAAGAAUAUCUGAGCAUCCUGCUCGAGGAGUGUGUUCAAGAUCACUGCUGGGGCACCGAAUUCGAAGAAGGCCUUUGUCACGAAUUGCAAUCCAAUAUUGAAGAGGUGGCUCAUGAUUUGGGACUUCCACUUAAUGAACUUGAUGUCAUGUGGCGCGAGUUUGCGGGCUGUGAAAAAGCUCCAGAUAGAACAUGUGAUGGCAAACCAAACAGUCACUUCGAGGCUGAAAUGCUGGUCGAAUGCCAGCCAUCAUGUUCUUCUCCCAACGAAGUGUGUACUGACCUCAAACUUGGCUCUGGAUGCGUGUGUGAUGAUGGUUACUUCCUCAACAAUGAUUUGGACUGCGUGCCAGAAGAACAGUGCGAGAGACAGUGUGUUGUAGAGCUGGAAGAUGGCGAAGUUAUGACUUUGAAGGAUGGAGAAACGCAAGUUGCAGAAGCUUGUAUGAGAAUGGUUACCUGCAAGGCUGGAGUAAUCAAAGAUGAUUACACAGACGGGUGCUCACCUAAUGCACGUUGCAGCAAGGACGGAACACGUUGUGUCUGCAGACGUGGCUAUGUCGGAGACGGGAGGACUUGUGAGGUUGAUCGUUCUUGUAGAAAAGGUUACUACGCCUAUGGCAACAUGUGCUACAAACUGGUAACAAAGAAAAUGGACUGGCACAUGGCUGCCAUUACCUGUGGUGCUGAUGGCGCACAACUGGCCAGAUAUGACGGUGAGGACGACCUUGAAGUUGAGAAAUUUGCGGUCAAGGCCCGUCGUCUGUUACUGUCGUCUAAAGCAAAGACAAGACGCAUCAAAUGCAAAGGCGGGAAAAGCUGCAAAGUCAAAAAGGGAAAUGAAAGGAUUCUCAGCGUCAAGAUUGCAUCUUCUAAGAACAGAAAGGCAUGUGAUGGCAACUACAAGAUUUCCAACGACCUUCGAGCUAUUGUAGUGACAGGAAAGUGCAAAGCCAAAUUCUCCGUCCUUACGGUUAAAGCAAAGAAGUUGAAAGAACGCAAGAACAAAGCUUUCUGGAUAAGUGGAAACUCCAGAGUUAUGGGUUUCGGCGUGAGAGAAGGCAAAGUUCCCUACCAAGUUGAUCUUCCAGGACUGGUCAACCCUGAUGACUUUGCAGACAAAUUUGGCUGCUUUGCAGGACAAAUAAAUAAAAAGAACAAGUUCAUCGUGAAGGUUUUUGGAAAGUGUGAAAAAGCACUUCCAUUCAUCUGCCAAUAUGAAAACACUAACUCAGACCCAUACGAUCCUAAUGACGUUGUGGGAAUUACCCAGAAAAACAACCAACAAGGUGCUGUGGAAACUUGCGCCGAGGCGGGAAGACCUUUGCUCAAAAUCACAACUGAAGAACAAUUCAGCAGAGCACGUAAAAUCUUGUCCAAGGAACUCAGAGGCGACGCCUGGAUUGACCUUAUGUGGUCUGCUGACGCGGAAGCUUUUGUGUGGUCUGACGGCACUCCAGCCACCUUUGCCAAGUGGAAGAAAAAUCCAAGACCCAAGAAAGGAGGCAAGGAAACCCACUGCGUGGCUAUGAACAGCCGCAAAGGAUUCUGGUACCCAGAAAAGUGUCGCAAGAACAAAUUUGUUCUCUGUGGACCUCCAGACAACAUUGUACCAAUGGCGUACACACCACCAUUCCCCGUCAAGGGCGAGAGCUCCCUGCCACAGAUCAAACAACAGCUGCUGAAUCUCGGUGUGAAGCCAACGGAGAUACAGGAAUACAUCUGUGACAACCCACUUGAACUGAGAUGCCGUGUAAAGAACAAGAAGGGCCAGUGGUUAUCAACUCAAGAUGGAAAGAUUAAAGGAAUUAAAUGCAAGAAAUCGGACAUCUCCUGUAAGAAGAAGCGAAAGAACUUGAAAUGCAACUCUUUCGAGGUUCAGUUCUUGUGCCCACAGACCGAUAACCAGUGUACGGAACUGAACCGUCUCGGAGUGACCGCCUGUGAGGGCGGCCGUGAGUGUUUCCCUGUCAGCAACCAUUACAUUUGCAAGUGUCCCGAUGGCCUCACCUACAGCGAGGAAUCACAAUCCUGCAUCAGUCACUGCGGACAUUGCUAUGCUAAAGGAGAUCCUCAUUACAAAGUCUUUGGAGGCGCCAAAUACGAUUUCAUGGGACCAUGCAAGUACAAGUUCUCCGGCAUUUGUGAAGAUGACAAGGACGGUGUUUCUGAAAACUUCGACGUUUACACCAGGAACAAAAAGUGUGGAAAGAGAAAGGGCGUGACUUGUAUCGACAGAGUGGAAAUUCAUUUGAGGAACAUGAAAGUUAUCAGGAACGGUGUUGCAUUCAAAGAAAACUUUGUUUUUGAAACCAAGACUGGUGCCAAAGAUUUCAAGCUCAAUGGUAACGUCAUUAAGCAGACUGAGUACUCUGUUACUGGGGUCUUUGAAGUGGCAGUUAAGAAGGGAUACUUCAGUCUGAUCGUCCCAAGUCUGUCACUGUCCAUCUUCAUGAGUGGUAGCAAGCUCACGGUCAAUGCUCCAGACAAGUUCAAGGGUAAAAUGUGUGGCCUGUGUGGUCAAUGCGACUCCGACAAAUUCAAAGUGAGAAAUGGUACCGAAAUGACUGUACCACUCAAAGGCAAAAACAAAAAGUGGGACCGUGGCGUCAUGGCAGAGCUUGCCCAGACCUGGGUGGAGCCAGAUGCACAGGGUGAUAUUGAAAUUUGCAAUGCACCAGUGACCCCCCUGCCAGAAUGCGACCCAGAUGUGGAAGAGAGGAAUUCUAGGCGUGACAGGUGUGGCAUGUUCCUGGACGAAACAUCAGCUCUUGCAGACUGUUUCAAGGUCGAGGGCAUAAAUCGUCAAGACUUCUACGAUGACUGCAUGUUUGAUGCCUGCUUCGAAGAAGACACUGAACAGGCUGUCUGCGAUAUGAUCAAGACCUACGCUCAAGAUUGUCUCGCAAAGGGCGUACCCCUGUCUUGGAGAACUGAUGAAUUCUGCCCACUGGCAUGUAAACCCGAAGAGAUAUUCCGCUCUGACAUUUCCUGUGAACCAACUUGUGGACAGCAAAAUGUGCCUGGAAGCUGUGACGAGCCUCCUGAGGAAGGAUGUAUUUGCAGAGAUGGCUACAUGAGGCAAGGCGAAGAGUGCGUCCUAGAAAACGAAUGCGGCUGUGAGAUCGAAAUGCCAGACGAAUCUACCUGGGUUCUUCCAAUCGGAGAAAGCAUGCUCAUGCCAGAGUGCACUGAACUGGUUACGUGUGUGGCCUCUGAGACCGGCGAUGGAUCGAGUGAAGCAGUAAGCCAGGAGUACGUCCUCAAGAAAAACGCUGUCUGCGUCGGAGGACCACCACCUACCGAGGAGUGUGCUGAAGGAUACUCCUGGAGCGAGGAUAGAGAGUCAUGCGGGAGAGCCCCAGAGGGCUGCAGCGACGGCUUCAGAGAUGCAGAUGGCAUUUGUGUCAAGGUUCCAAAAGUUGAGAAAAUCUGGAGACAGGCUGUGGAGGUUUGUAACGAGAAAUUCGGCACUCUGGUCAAGAUCGACGCCAUCGGCAAGCUGGAGGCCCUGCUAACUGUGAUGAAGGACAAGGAUUAUUCGUCAUUGUUCAUCGCUGGAAGAGUUACAGCACGAUUCCCUGGAGGAAAAAUAGAAUCAUACCUGCCAUCAUCAGAGAGUGGUCUCAAAGAAUUCAUCAACUUCGACGUAGAUCAAACCGUACUUAACGUAGCUGUGCUGAGCAGUGAUAUCACUGCCGAAACAAUGCCAGAAGCAGGUCUUGCCCUGGUGAUCCGUAGAGAUGACGACUUGGAAGACGGCUACGUUGUCGUUGCUGUUCCAACCACCACCAAAUCCAAUUUUGUGUGUGAAGAGAGAGUGAUCGAAGAAGAGGAUGAGCCAACCUACACUGACUAUUGCAACACUGACAGUAACAUGGAUGAUGACGGUGACCAGGAAAUCCUUGCCAACUUGCUCAAUGACGGCGACUGCAAGGUCUGUCCUAUACCUAUGGGUGUAGAAUGUGAAAACGCGGGCCAACCCGGACCUGAGAACACAGAGGAAGGAGUUUGUGAACUCCAGUCUGAUGGAACGCUCUAUUCUUGUGAUGAAGGUGCUGCCUGUGUCGACAAACAAGUCAGACUCCGAUGCCCCAAAGAUAUCGAUGAGUGUGAACUGGGCUACGAUGACUGUUCUGGAAGGCAAAGGUGUAUCAACACGAUUGGCGCCUACAUGUGCAAGUGCAGCAAAGACUUCCCACUGAUGAUCAACGGAGAGUGCACUGCUGCUGAGACUUGUAGCAUGUCUGGUCCACAAACACCAGAUGGCUAUUUGUUUGACUUUGAAGGAUUCUCACGUGUACCUGGCCUCUUUGAUUAUGACUGCAGCUACAUUCUGGCCGCACCUUGCGAAAAUGCAUACCAAGCUGACUCAGGCCUGCCCUACGUCAACUUUGCCGUCCUGAAGGCACGAGUGAAUGACAAGCUGUUCAUCAGGUUGAUGGGCACAAUAUUCCACCCUGUCGCCGGUGGCAUGAAAUCCUGGAUGGUCGACGCAAAUCUCCUUGAAAGGAAUGUCAUCAAGUAUGGUAACCCAGGAUCCAACCUACCAGUCAGGGACCUGCCUUUCACCUGCUUUGCAACCCGAACAAAAUUCAUCUACAAGGAGCCAGGUGUGCUCAUUGUCAGGAGUAUGGACAAUUACUUCAAGGCCAGGAUUUCUUUCAAUCCAUUUAGAGUCCAGGUUCAAUUUGCAGAACCAAUGAGAAACAUGAUGUGUGGAGUGUGCACAACAGAGCCAGAAGUUGAAGGAGAAAAGAUUUACCUGAACCCUCUGCAGGUCACCCAAGUGUCUGUGUCCAAGAGAGCCUUGUGCACUCCUCAUGUACCCCCACCAGUGGAACCAACACCACCACCACCUGGCACCUCUGAAGCACCAACAGAUGAAACAACCGAAGCACCACCACCACCACCACCACCACCUCCGCCACCUCCUCCACCACCACCUUCCACC